AUGGCCUUAAGAACAGUCAGCAGGCCUAUUGAUGCUGGUGGACCAGACUGCACAGCAGUUGAUGAUGACCAUAAGGCAGUUGAUGAUGACCAUAAGGCAGUUGACGUUGACCAUAAGGCAGUUUACGAUGACCAUAAGGCAAUUGACUAUGACCAUAAGGCAGUUGACGAUGACCAUAAGGCAGUUGACUAUGACCAUAAGACAGUUGAUGAUGACCAUAAGGCAGUUGACUAUGACCAUAAGGCAGUUGAUGAUGACCAUAAGGCUGGAUGUCCUAAAGUCAAAGAUCAAGUUUUAUUCACUGAGCUUGGAAAACCAUCAUCAUCAACAUCAGAUAAACUCUCUGUGAAGAAACCUGUGAAAGUAGCAGGAAAGGACCUAAAUUCUGUUAUACAGAGGUCAAAGGUCAAGCCUGUGAACAAAAACACUGACCAGUCAGCAAAGAGUAAAUUUGGUGUGUGUGAAGAUCAGGAUGUUAUUAUUAUCCCAGAAACUCAGAUUUUGUUUAGUCCAAGUUCAAAACGAGGUCCUCUUGGUACAGAAACCAGCGAUCUCGAUGUCAGCUCUGAUCUAAUUAUUCCUGAUACUCCAGAUGAUAAUGAAGCAAAGAUUCACCAACGAAAGAAAAUCUUUUGUCGCAGUUUCCUGACGGGUCCAUCAAAUUUAUCUAAACCAGGUGGUAUAGUUCCUCGUGUAAAACCUAUAAGAACUAUGAAAACUGGACUUUCUAAGGCCAAAAUAAGUCUUCUGUCUGUUUCAGUGGACUUUAAUUCUGAAACUCCUAAAAAGUUCCUGUCUGAAAAUUCUUGUGAUAAGGUAGUAGACAGUGAUAUUGAGGAUGAAAAUGAAGAUUCAGAAUUCUCUGAAAGAGAAGCAAAAUUAGUUGAUAUUUAUCUUGCACAACAACAAAAAGUUGAAACUAAGGCCACAAAUGCUCAUGUCAUGUCAGAGGUCAUGAAUAAAACAAGGAAUGUAAUAGGGGAUGAAGAGCAGAUAAAGGCAGAUAACUCUGAAAAAUGUACGGAGAAAAACAAUUCUUACAACAAUUAUGCAGAAAAUGGAAGUAAACCUUCACAGACUCCAGUGAAGAUUUAUGAUUCUAAUAUUCCUGCCAUUAAAAGGAUGAGUAAAUCAGGACUUUCUCCGGACCCUAAAAGAUCUGGGAAAACACAGUGGCAGGUAUUUGAGGAAGUGAUGGAAGGAGACAAUAGUGAUGAAAUUAAACAGAUACAUGAUAUUACCAGUAACAAUGAAAAGGAAAAAGUGAAAAAAAAAUUAUAUCUUUUUGGUUCAAAAGCCGAGUUUGUGUCAAGUAAGAGUGUGCUGAAACAAAGAGAAUCUGAAAUUAGAAGGAACACAAGUGUACAGCCCAAUGGAGAAGGUUCGAAGAAUACAUCAUCUGUGAAGAAAACAUGUGAAAAUGGUUCCAUGAAUUUAUCUCGACAACUUGGAUAUCAGAUGGGUGGUAGUAGGUCAAAGAGGUCUCAGCAUAAAACCACUACUGACGGAGUUAAAUCGGAUGAUGUUCUCGGAGAAAUACUUCAAGAGUUGGUAAAAACUCCAAAUCAAAAACCUGAAAGGCGUGGUUUGUCAGACAGUCCAAUGAAUGUAGGUCUCAUGUCAUUGGACAUUCCAGUAAGUUUGGAGACAUCAAGGAGCCUAUCUCGGUCCGAAAUUACAGACACAAAAUCAAAGACUGCAGGCAAUUAUGUAGUGAAAGAUGGAGAGCAAAAACUUCAGUCAGUUCAAAAGGAGCAAGAUUUUGGCUCGAAUUCAAAAGUUAAACUAAAGAAGAGGCAGGCUGGAACAUAUAAACAACGAAAGUCUGUUGAUGCCAGCGAUAGGUCGCUGUCAACAGACAUGUCCUUCACAGAGGAAGAAUUAAAGUAUUUCAAUGACCUAGAUAGUGGUAUCCAUGCUUGUGUCGGUGAGGAAGCAGACUCGAAGAACACUUGUAGCCAUCUUGACAAUGCAAGACAGUCGUCACAACUCUUUACACCUAUAAUACCCAAGUUGAAAAAAUCUUCGAUAAAAUUAAAAUUAAAAGAAAAUGCAGCAAGUGUACCAGGAAAUCAGUUCUCAGAUGAAUUGAUGGAAACUGAUUUUGGAUUAGAAUUGAUGAUGCAAUGUUUGACCCCUGAACCCAAGAGGUGUGUGACCCCUCAAACUUUGACCCCAAAUAUUGAGAGAUGUGUGACACCAGAUCCUGCAAUCAUUCGAGCAACUCAGAAUAUUAAUGACUUUCCAAGUCAGAUAUCUGUCAAACAUACAGGGGAUCAAGGCACUGAUAUUGAGGAUGUCCAGACCCAGACUGAGAGUCAGGAACUGUGUGAGGUGUUUGAUCACCUCACACCAUUUAAAUCAGAGGCUGAAGCACACCAGGUUGAGGUCCACCCGCCAUGUGUCCACUUUGGUCGUCAUACAGUGAAGAAGGUGAUCAUAAGCAGAGAUAGCGUUACUUUGGAGUUAGAAGAUUUCACAGAUCAGAUGGCAAGAACUUGCAUCCUGGAAGGUUUCUGGUGCGACACCCACAUCACAGAGGGAGAUAUAGUGCAUGUGAUUGGUCAGUUUGAUGAUCACAUGACCUGCCACAUCACAGACAAGUCAGGACUGAUAGUUGUGAAUCCUGAUCGUCUCCUCUCUGGGACUUCAGUCGUGUCCGGUGUUUUCUGCAUGAGAAAGUCUAUACUGAAUGAAAAGUUUAAAGGUUGUGAUAAAGGAAAUGUCCAAAUGCUCUAUGGAAGUAUCAUACACUGUUUGUUUCAACAGGUCUUGAAAAAGCAGAUAAAUGAUGAAGCUAGGAUUUUAGAAGAAGCUGAAUUUGUCACAAAGCAAAGCAAGUUUGUCCAUGAUAUGUAUGGAAUCGGUGUAACAGAAGGUGAGGUGAUGGAGGAGAUAAAGAAGUACAUACCACAGCUUCAGCAGUGGAUACGGCAGUACACCAACAGUGGUCAGGCAGUGUUUGGAGCACAGAUGAAGAAGCAGAGCGAUGACAUUCUCAUCACAAAGGUCAAGGACAUUGAGGAGAACAUCUGGUCUCCAAGAUUGGGUUUGAAAGGAAAGAUAGAUCUUACAGUGGAAGUGAAGGUGAGUCUUGGUGAAAAAUUAACAAUACCUCUUGAAUUGAAAACUGGUCGUCCAUCAUUCUCACUCGAGCACAAAGGGCAGGUAACUCUGUACAGCAUGAUGAGUUCUGAUCGACGUGUUGACCCCAAACAGGGACUUCUUUUAUACCUUAAGGAGCCGAGUAUGAAGCUCAUUCCUGCCGACCAUCUUAGUCAGAGAGGUUUGAUUCAGCUGAGGAAUGAGAUGGCCUUUUACCUGGAUCAGCAGGUGAAGCAAUCAACAGAAGAUGGAAACACAGUGUACAGUUUUGGUCGCCUUCCUGACCCGAUAAACAACUCCAGAGCCUGCCCCAAGUGUCCCCAUCUUCUCCACUGUGCAGCAUUUCAGAAGGUAGAGAAACAUGACAUAUCAUCCAAUCAUGCAAUGUCAACGCUUGUCCCGGAAUCACUGGCCCAUCUGUCUCCAUCUCACCUCGAUUACUUCACACGCUGGUGUCUCAUGCUGGACCUAGAAUCUCAAGCAAACAUACAGUCCGGUCUGAGGAAAAUCUGGUGUAGGACUGGACCACAAAGAGAAACUGUUGGGGAAUGUAUCUGCCAAUUGACUUUACGGAAAGAUGAAGAUGCAGCCUCUACCUCUGCUCUGACUGAUCAAACAUCCAAUGACACUGAAAUGUGCCGAAUUACAUUCACAAGAAAUUGGUCGAAAAACAGAGGACUUUCCAGGGACCUGAGAACGGUGGGAUUAAUGACUGGCGACUAUGUCAUUGUCAGCUCAGAAGAACCAAGUAUGAUUGCUGUCUGUAUGGGGACAUUAGAGAAAAUUACAGAGAACACGUUGACGCUAGUUACAGAAAGUGAGAGUUUAUCAAGAUUGGAGGCAAUGUGUGGAACAACGUUCCGCUUGGAUAAGUAUGAUGGGUACAGCACAUCGGCCAUUUUGUAUACUAGUUUAUCUCGUCUAAUGGCUGACAGUCCACGGAGUGCCAGAUUGCGCUCUUUGGUAAUAGACAGAUGUAAGUCAGAAUUCUUACCAAAGCUGUCAAAGGCGGACAUUGAGAGUGUGAAGAAGAUUUUUAAGCCGCUAAACAAACCACAGAAAAUGUCGAUACUAAAAGUGUUGAUGAGUAAGGACUACAUUCUCAUCAAAGGUUACCCUGGUACAGGUAAGACAUCCACCAUUGUAGCGCUCGUUAAGGUGUGUAUGAUCCUCAGACUGUCCGUACUACUGACCAGUUACACGCACUCGGCUGUUGACAACAUUCUCCUGAAACUUAAAAAGGAUAAUGUUAAUUUUCUUAGACUUGGAAAAAGUAACAAGAUCCAUCCAGAUAUACAGCAAUUCUCAGCCAGUAAUCUGACGAAAAAUUUGAACACUGUCGGCGAGUUGCGAGAAUUCUACCAUUCUCAGAAAAUUGUGGCUACUAGCUGUCUCGGAGUAAAUCAUCCAUUAUUUAGCCAGCGCCGAUUUGAUGUGUGUAUUGUGGAUGAGGCUUCACAGGUGUUACAGCCAGCAUGUCUCGGGCCGCUGUUCUUUGCUGACCAAUUUGUACUCGUGGGAGACUCCCAACAGCUGCCCCCCGUGGUACAGAGCCAGGAGGCUAGGAAUAUUGGAAUGGAUGAGAGUCUUUUUCAGUGUUUGGAUAAAAAUGGUGCAACCUUUGACCUGAAUUUGCAGUAUCGUAUGAACAGUGCUAUAAUGUCUAUCAGCAACACCCUAGUGUAUGGAGGGGCCCUCAGAUGUGGAAAUGAAAUGGUGGCAAAUAGUGAGCUGGUCAUCCCUGAUCCUGUUUCCCUUCAACAGGUGAUAGACAAGCAUGGCUGGCUAAAACCUGUGUUACUAGACAAUCCAGAUUAUAAAGCGGCCAUUUUCCUUAAUACAAGCAAUAUACCAGCCAGAGAAUCGAGAGAUAAAUCCGGGUUGAUAACAAACAUUGGUGAGGCUCGGAUCAUUGCCAUCCUGACAGAAGCUUUGAUUAUUAGUGGUGUAUCUGCAGGAGAUAUAGGAAUCAUUGCGCCCUACCGUAACCAGGUCAGCGUCAUCCGAGACAAACUAAGAAAACAGUGCACUGUUCAAGGUCAGAUAGAGGUCAACACUGUAGACCAAUACCAAGGACGUGACAAAGAAGUUAUAUGUAUAUCAUUUACAAGGAGCUUCACAUCAUCUACUGACCAACAGUCCAAGUCGGGACAGCUUUUGAAGGAUAUUCGGCGAUUAAAUGUGGCCGUGACGCGGGCAAAAACCAAGCUCCUCUUGAUAGGGGACCAAUCUUCCUUACAGAGUUAUCCACCCUUAGUUUCUAUCCUAGAUGCCUUAACAAGGAAACAAUGUAUAUCCUUUUUCCACUUCACAACCACAGUUUGGUUUGUUCUGGAUGAGAUUUGUUCUGUUUCUUGUGUUCAGAUAAAGUUUGAAGUCGAGUGUAUGCAAAUUACUUAG
This is a messenger RNA of Ylistrum balloti, 5505 nucleotides long. RefSeq names its product DNA replication ATP-dependent helicase/nuclease DNA2-like. Bases 1 to 5505 code for a protein of 1834 amino acids. Gene Ontology annotation, biological process: replication fork reversal. The record is from RefSeq and is a predicted model, not a curated record. The transcript has 31 exons. Gene Ontology annotation, cellular component: cytoplasm. Gene Ontology annotation, molecular function: 5'-flap endonuclease activity; single-stranded DNA helicase activity. NCBI's taxonomy places the organism in Eukaryota, Metazoa, Mollusca, Bivalvia, Pectinida, Pectinidae.